Cuscuta epithymum is the source of this 1683-nucleotide messenger RNA. Lineage: Eukaryota; Viridiplantae; Streptophyta; Magnoliopsida; Solanales; Convolvulaceae. The record is from the annotation of a GenBank genome assembly.
GUCUCUGUUGUAUUUGCUUCUUCGUUUGUGUAUUCAUCAAGUUUGAAUAGUUUGGUUGGUUAGAAAAUGUGGUUGAAAGUGGAAAGGUUUGUUUAAAUGUUAAUUUUUUUGGGGAGUGGUCAUAACCUGAUUCCGAUGAAACUCCUCCUACUUCAUUGACUUUCGAAAACGAUAUAGAUUUGCUUGUGCAAAGGGAAAUAUCAUUGAUCUUCUUCGGUUUUAUGCUUCUUGCAUGACUUUGGUUUCCUUCAGCUUUGAGUAAUAGGUUUGUGCCUUAAAAUGGCAAACUCCAAAGGAUCAUUGAGAACCGGAAACAUAUUGUGCAGUGGGAAGAAUUCAUUACUCCCCCCUAAAAGUCCAUAUCCUUCCAUAUCUCCAUCCUAUAUUGAAUUUAUCCCGACAUUUCUACAAAAAGGUACACCUAAAGCAAGAGAAGGAAAUCCACACCACCAGCGUACUUCGUCUGAAAGUUUUUUAAUGGAUGAACAACCAUCAUGGCUUGAUGACCUCCUUAAUGAACCGGACAGCCCUGUACUUAAAGGAGGCCACCGACGUUCAUCUAGUGACUCGUUUGCUUCCUUUGUGAACUCCGGUUACAUAGUUCAAGGUCAUGACAAGCUCAGAAACAACAUGUUUAAUGUCCCUACUGUGAGUACAGAACCUGAUUUGCAUCGAGAUGUAUAUGGUUCAGGCAUACUUGUGACUAGGGCAAGAGACAUAGCUCCAAAUAAAAUUGGCCAUCUCAGUGGUAUUCCCUCACCUAGAGAAAACAUUGCUCUUCAAAAAUCAGAAUCUUCAAAUCCGCCACAAAACGGAGAGAGGGCACAAUCUCCUGCAAUUGUGAACCGGGAUGUUCUCGAAUCUCGUCCAGGUGAUAUGCAUAGCUCUUCGGAAAAGGAUUCUUCUAAUGCAAAGAUCUAUGAUUCAGAAACAGACACAAAACGUGUAAAACAGCAGUUCGCUCAACGCUCCAGAGUCCGAAAGCUGCAAUACAUAGCUGAGUUGGAAAGAAUCGUCCACUCUCUACAGGCCGAAGGUUCUGAAGCUUUUGCUCAGCUUGAAUUCAUGAACCAGCAAAAUCUCAUCUUGAGCAUGGAGAACAAAGCUUUGAAGCAGCGGUUAGAAAGCUUAGCUCAAGAACAGCUUAUAAAGUAUUUGGAGCAGGAGGUACUAGAGAGAGAGAGGGGACGAUUGAGGGCUUUAUGUCAGCAACAACAUCAAGCACCUCCUCAACUGAAAAAGAGACCAUAUUCUAGUCAUCGGCUUUCCAAAAGUGUGGAUUUUGGUAAGCAAAUUGCUAACCUCUCUGUGGAAUAGAAAUUGGGGCUAUCUCUGUCUGUUCAAUGCUGAACCAGACUGUAUGUACAUAUCUAGGAUGUCGCCAUGGUUGAGCGGAGCUCUUGCAAGUUGCAAAAUUUCAUUGCCUUGGCCGUGUUUGGCUGCAGUGCAUCAUCUGCUGGUAGUUUCAAUUGUAUAUUCCUCUUCUUUCUUUUCUUUUUAAAUGUUCUUUAUUAAGAAGGUUAGUGAAUAUGAUGUUUUUGCUCAAGGCAUCAUCCUCCAACUCCUUGUAUCUUGAAGGCAUUAUUUAGUUCCGGCAAUUUCCUUAUUCCUUUUAUUAUGAAUGAAUGCCAUUUUAUAGAUUCCUGAGUUAUUCAGUGCCACCAAUUUUGACAUUCUUUUCAA